AUGGAGGCACGAAACACCAACUCCUACUUGGCUACGAGGCCUGCGAUCUUGGGUCUAGCCAAAAUCCUCGUCCUCUCGCUUUCCCAGCUCCCAAUCGUUCGAGCUGCGCCAAUACACGCUUCCUACCUGUUUUUUGCGGCGGAAGAGGACGAAGGGAAAGUUCCUGAGGACCCUACAUUAUGGAUAUACCUGAGUGUCGCUGCAGCGUUAGUUUUACUUGGAGGAGCAUUUGCCGGUUUGACCAUUGCCCUCAUGGGACAGGAUGAAAUCUACCUUCGAGUUAUUCGGGAUUCAGGGGAAGGCGCUGAAAAGAAACAUGCUGCCAAAGUGUUGAGUCUAUUGCAGAAAGGGAAACACUGGGUGCUGGUCACAUUACUCCUGAGUAAUGUCAUUACGAAUGAAACGCUCCCUAUCGUACUCGAUCGUUCCCUGGGCGGUGGAUGGCCGGCUGUGUUAGGAUCGACCGUUCUCAUCGUCAUUUUUGGCGAGAUUGUUCCCCAGUCGGUAUGCGUUCGAUACGGACUACCAAUCGGUUCCUGGAUGGCUCCUUUCGUUAUUCUCCUCAUGUACCUCCUCGCUCCUGUCGCAUGGCCAACGGCGAAGUUACUCGAUUAUCUGCUGGGAGAAGAUCAUGGGACUGUGUACAAAAAGACAGGCUUGAAGACAUUGGUUUCUUUGCACCGUAGUUUGGGAGAACCUGGGCAACAACUUAAUGCCGAUGAAGUCACAAUCAUCAGUGCCGUCCUCGAUUUGAAGGAGAAGUCUGUCGGGAGCAUCAUGACUCCAAUGGAAGAUGUCUUCACUUUGUCUCUCGACGAUGUCCUGGACGAACCUACGAUGGACGAUAUCCUAUCACGAGGAUAUUCACGAAUUCCUAUCCACCACCCAGACAACGAUUCAAAUUUUAUUGGCAUGUUGUUGGUCAAGAUGCUGAUCACGUACGAUCCCGAAGACGCGAAACCUGUUCGAGACUUUGCAUUGGCGACUUUGCCCGAGACAAGGCCAGAUACAAGUUGCUUAGAUAUUGUGAAUUUCUUCCAGGAAGGGAAAUCGCACAUGGUCCUUGUUUCGGAAUAUCCUGGGGACGACCAUGGUGCGCUUGGUGUGGUCACACUGGAGGAUGUAAUUGAGGAGUUGAUUGGAGAAGAAAUCGUUGAUGAGUCUGAUGUCUUUAUUGACGUACACAAAGCCAUCCGACGGGCAAUGCCCGCCCCUACCCGGCGAAUCCCAAGGGCCUACUUGGUUCCCGAACAACACACCGCCAACGGCACCACAACUGAUCUGAUAGAUAUCGGUGAGGGCGAGACGCUUGAAAGUGCCGAAAUACAGAAAACCAAGACUGGCGAUAAUGCGCAAGUGGCCAAGCUCUUGAAUAAUGCUCGGCGUCGAUCGAGUGCAGGCAACAGCCUGCCAGGCGAGUCAAAAUCUGGCCAGAGAUUAAUCAGGGCAGGCACAGACGAGGCACUCAGGGAACAACUCAAACAUCUAGGUCAUCUAGGACCAUCAAACCUUGCGAGCAGGCCUAGGAUGACGAAGUAUACUACCGUCAAAAUUAAACCCGGCACAGAGACUAUCGUCAAACAAGAUGUUCCUGAUGGUCGACAGACAAUUUCUCGACGAGUUUCAGAAUCCGCUUCGGAAUAUCAAGGAGGAAUUGGCGAGGGUGUUGUGAAGUCAGGAGGCAAAGAUGCUAGUGACGGAGUGCAGGCUCUCAAGCAGGGGUACGGCACCAUUCCUGAAUCACCAAACGCCCGACCAGCCAGUCGCACAAAGGGUAUUCAAGCCGAUCUUCCACUCAGUCCUAGCCUCUCGGGGCAAGGGGAUGAUGCGGCCCAUGAUCAUCAUGGCCAGUCAGAGUCUCGACCUCCAGCAAAAACCACUGACAGCCACAGCACGAUAUGUAGCCUGCCUGAUUCCAGAUCACGAUCGAGGAGUCCCAUCUACAGAUCGAAAGGACCUGCUCGAAGUGGCAGCAUCACAGAAAACAUUGUCGAUGCCAACGGCUUCCGCAAAGUCGUCCUCGAGACAACGUCCAGCAGCGAGUCGAACGAGGAGGAAGACAACAGUGGGACCAACAAAGGUCACACGUCGGCUAUCUUAGAUGAGAAUUCCCGUGUGAGCCUCCUAGGUGGAAAUGAAGCCAACGGGCAAGGUGAGGCCGCAAAGAAGAAAAAGCGGCGGCGACGCAAAAACAAGCAUGGAAAGGGGGAGCGCGAACCCUUGUUGGGGGACAAACAAAGCUAG
Messenger RNA from Exophiala oligosperma, 2244 nucleotides. RefSeq lists its product as uncharacterized. Bases 1 to 2244 code for a protein of 747 amino acids. Gene Ontology annotation, cellular component: intracellular membrane-bounded organelle. Gene Ontology annotation, biological process: magnesium ion homeostasis. Lineage: Eukaryota; Fungi; Ascomycota; Eurotiomycetes; Chaetothyriales; Herpotrichiellaceae. The record is from RefSeq and is a predicted model, not a curated record. The transcript is spliced from 3 exons.